GAGAAGUGUCGUUAGUUACUAUCAGUUGUAAGGACAAAGAAGAUGGUAGAAGAAAGAAGAAAUAAUUUCAUGAUGUAACUUUGAACAAAGAGCAGAUGUUUUAUUUUUUGUUUCUCUUCAUAUAUAGUAAAAGCAGAUAGGUCUUCCUCAUUCUUGUUGCCGGCAUCGCUGAGACUAGUUGGGAUCCGUAUGUGAUGACGAAGUUUUAUCAUCUCGUAAUUACAGAUACGCACAUGUACAUAUGUAGAAUUCUCAAAAUUAAGACAUAUCUUUGUCAUAUCAGCGAACGAGUGACCUGUUUCGUUCGGAAUUGUCGGAAGAAAAUGGUAGGAUUUGAAAGACAAGAAAGAACAUUUUGUAAGAGCUUAUGUUGUUGUCAAAAGAAUAGCAUAUUACCGUUUAUAAGUUAUAAUACAUACUACGUAUAUUGGGUACUAUAUGUUAUAUGUAACAUACAUACAUAUUUUGUAUAUGUACAAUAAUACAUAAAAUUCUAUGAAUCUACGAAGUUGGAAACCCAGUGAAGGUCGUGUAUUAUAUUUUGCUGUUUUUCUUAUGUAGCCGAGGAAAUGAUAUCAGUAAUCGUUCUCGGAAAUUUGUUUUCGUGUACGAACUUACGAGAGAUUUAUAGCAGGGAUGGGUAUAGAUGACCUCUCUUUCUCAGAAUGAUACGAUACCUACUCGUAAUAACAUUCUCGUUUAUUCUUCUGUUGGAUUAUGAUUGCAGUUGUUCCAGCCAUAGAUGAAUCGAUCUUUGUUUCGAUAAAGUAAAAAAGUAAUUGUGAAGUAAAUUUGUUGUUAAUGUUUUUUAUUUAAUUUAAAUUUGUUUGCGUUUUAUGAUGUUAAAAAACUUAGAAAUAUGUGUGUAUAAAUAAUUUGGGUCCAAAGCAGUCAUAGAGUCAAUAUUUGUUCGUAUAAAAUUUUCUUUUUCUUUUUCUCUGCAAUCAGAUAUACUGUAGAUAUUUAUAUAUAAAACAAGUAAUAGAUAUUCACGAAUUAAACUCAUUGUUUGCCUCUUAAUUAUUAAAUAAUUAUUACGCAUUUGAGUCAGUGCAUCAUGGAAGAUGGUCAAGGACCUAUUACACUUCUGUAGAAGAAUAUUGAUUUGCAUUGUCAUUAAGUCAAUGUAUUACAAAUUCAAUCUAAUUCAUUUUCCAUCUACGUCGAUUUAUUUCAUUUUGGACCUAUUAUGGAACAGCUUACAUAAAUUUCGAGCUACAACUGGGCGAGUGUUUUGAAGGGAGAAAAGAAAAAAACAAUCCGAGAACUGUCGUCCACCUGAAAGCUAGUUUUGGAGAUGAGCCAUGUUACUAACCAGUAACAAUGUUAGGAAAGGCUUCCUUCCGUUCCUUUCCAUUCUGCUGGGGAGCCUGGCUCCCACUAAUAUAUUCUUUACUAAAUAUGGAUAGUACGAUGAAACCAAUAAGCGGGCGUGGGAGGGAUACCCACGACACGGCGGUGUCAGGUGGUGGUAGGGCACCCGCCGUCGUCAACCAACGGGGUAGGCAACCUGGCCUCAGCUCUGGAUGAUGCGUCAGGAAGGACACCACAGGUAGGCGACUUGGCCUGCGGUGUAUCUAAUGCGCCAGGAAGUUUACAAAACGAAGAAUACCAAGCGGAGGAACUGGAAAGGACUGCCAGUGCGGUUGAGAGCAUGCGGCUCUCUGACCUGACCUCGCCAAAGCAGGGGAGAAGGCACAAGCGCGCAAGGCCGAUGAUAUACUCUCCUGAGGAGGAUGAGCUGGGGGCCGAUUGGCCCGCACUAGGUGAGGGUGGCCCGGCGGAGACUCCCUUGUCUCAAGUGGAGACUGGUAGGGUACUUAAUAGCAUCCGGGAAGCUCCAUGGCGGCAGAAAGUGCUAGGCUGAGACGCCGUAACCUUAAGGGUGAAAUCUCAGGGCUGAUAAAGAACUCCCAUAAGAUUAGGAUGGAGGGAAUUAAGACCCUGAGCGAGAGGUUCGAAACCCGAGCGGACAAUCCUCCGUCAGCCAAGGAAACCAUUGCGCAGCUGAAGGCAGAAUUGAGGGCCAAGGAUCUGCGCAACAGAGAGGUCAUGGAGGAAAACGUUCGCCUCAAGAGGGGGAAUAAAAGAAUGGAGAAGGUUCUGGAGAAUCCACCGGCUGGGAAUAGUCGAUCAAAGUCUCCGGAUGUAAGGGAGUCAAUAAGGGUACUAACACAGGCUGUCCGCGGUAUCCAACAGCAAAUACAACAGCUACAGCAGCAGCAGCAGCAGCGGCAGCAGACAUCGGGUGGAGCAACGACGGGAGCUGGUGGGCCACACAAAGGCCCUACACUCCGUGCUGAGCCCACUCGACUCCCUGCGCAACAGGUAAAUGUAGGUAAGGAACUAAUCGGACAGGAGGAUUUUGUCCAGGUACUUGGCCGGAAAGAGAGACGACCCCAAAAGAAGGAAGCGAAUGCUCUCCCCUUAACUACACCUAAGGAUGGAGUCAGCGACCGUCAUCCUUUGCCGGGACAGACAGCCUUUAGGAAGGAAGGGAAGAAGAAGAGGGGCGCGCAGCGAAGAAGGAAGAGGGAAAAAAGGGAAAGAGAAGUGGCUGCUAUUUCCCUAUCGUGUGCCGGGGAGAUGACGUAUAGAGACGUAGUCCUUCGGGCUACGGAGAAGGUCAACCUUAAAGAUCUGGGGAUCGUCGGUAUGACCUGUAAGAGAGGCCUCACAGGUGCCUUUAUAUGGCAAGUACGAGGCAAAGGGGCAACCGAGAAGGCCGACCAGGUAGUGGAGGCCUUAAGAAGUUCAGUCCCAGGGGUAAAGGUCACUCGCCCCCUGCGUACGAGUACCAUAAGGUUGGUGGGACUAGAUCCGGCCGCUAAUGGUACCUGGAUCAGGAAUGCACUCCUGGAGUUGCAUCCCGGAACAAACCCCAACCUCAUUAAGGUGGGAGAGAUCAGGAUAGGCAGGGGUAGACUAGCCGAGACCACUGUUACGGCUCCGACGCCUGUCAUCCAAGCAGCCCUGAAGAAGGACAGAAUAAUCUUGGGACUUACUGUAGCGAGGGUGCAAGAACUUAAACAGCGGCCCCUCAGAUGCCACCGGUGCCUUGCGCGAGGACAUGUCGCAGCAAUGUACUCGGCUACAAAGCCCCGUGUGGAUCUCUGCUAUGUCUGUGGGAAACCGGACCACUUGGCCAAAAGGUGUACAAACAAGGCAGCGUGCCCGAUUUGUUCAGAUACCGGCCGAAAGCCGACCAACCAUCGUGCCGGUUCUUGGGAGUGCCCGGUAGUGCCUCCCAGAAAAUGGGUGGACAAAGCAUACGGGAGUAGAACAAAUGUCCGCGGGGAAACAAUUCAGAAGGACCCGCAUAAGGUCGUGGAAAGAACUGCAAUGAAAGCAGUGAGUGCAACCGAGAAGAACAAAAAUAAAAUGGUGACGAAGAUAUGGAGGUGGAACGCGGUGAACCGGACACCUCAAUAUGUGUAGAAGCAGC
Vespa velutina is the source of this 3445-nucleotide messenger RNA. RefSeq lists its product as uncharacterized. Gene Ontology annotation, molecular function: nucleic acid binding; zinc ion binding. NCBI's taxonomy places the organism in Eukaryota, Metazoa, Arthropoda, Insecta, Hymenoptera, Vespidae. Bases 1843 to 3438 code for a protein of 531 amino acids. The record is from RefSeq and is a predicted model, not a curated record. The transcript is spliced from 9 exons.